Lepisosteus oculatus (spotted gar) is the source of this 3868-nucleotide messenger RNA. RefSeq names its product inositol polyphosphate 5-phosphatase K. Gene Ontology annotation, cellular component: ruffle; cytoplasm; endoplasmic reticulum. The record is from RefSeq and is a predicted model, not a curated record. Gene Ontology annotation, molecular function: phosphatidylinositol-4,5-bisphosphate 5-phosphatase activity; inositol bisphosphate phosphatase activity; phosphatidylinositol-3,4,5-trisphosphate 5-phosphatase activity. Gene Ontology annotation, biological process: negative regulation of phosphatidylinositol 3-kinase/protein kinase B signal transduction; negative regulation of peptidyl-serine phosphorylation; negative regulation of glycogen biosynthetic process. Lineage: Eukaryota; Metazoa; Chordata; Actinopteri; Semionotiformes; Lepisosteidae.
UUGUCGUGAUUUGGCUUGGAGAGCAAGACUGUUGGUGUUAUAGAGUCCAACUCUUACGCACAAGACAAAUCAUUAUUUGCCUCACUGGAAUAUUAACCGGAUUAGAGCUCAAAUGUCUCCUAACAAUGGGCCAGUGAUGCUGGAAUCAGCCAGUGCCCAGCACAGACGCAUUCGCAAGCCUCUGGUCACCAAGGCCUCUCUGUCACGUGGGUUCCUGGAGAUUUAAAUAAUCCUCCACUUGAGAGGCAGAACAUCCUUUUAAGUUUUAUUGUUGUUUUCACCAAUUCAUUUGAGGAGCACAAUUGGACCUAAAGGAGAAGUGGACUUGUUACUUCAUUAGGAAGUUGGUCUUUUGGUGUUUUUCCUUCUGUCUUUUUGGUGGUCUUGCUGGGCCUGCCAGUCCUGGUGCUGGAGCUCCUCCCGUGCUGAAAGAAGGAGGACUUGUUCACCUGCUCUGAAACGUCCGACUACAGCUUUGUAAAAUGCAAGAAAUUACCUUUUGACCAAAGAACUUUGGAAAGGAUUUUAUUCUGGAUGCAAAAGAAGUUCAAGAAAGAGAACAAGAAACUGUUGUUUGAAUUGCAGUUGCUGAUUCAUACUGGAACCAUUGAUUGUAGCUCAUUCAUAUAUUUUUAAGAACUUUUCACUGAACACUUGUACCAGUAAUUGAAUCAUCUUAAUUUUCAUCGAUCGGCUUGUUUUGCAUUGCUACUGGCUUGCUGCCGCAAUCGGCUAGUCUGAGCAGAAGUGCCGGGAGGCAGUGUGUGAUUGCGUGUGGAGCUUCACUGCCAGCUCGCCCUGACCGACCCAGCCUGCCAGCGGAUGGAGGAUGCGGAGGGGCUCCCGGGGCUGCGUGCCCGCUCCGACAGCAUGGCCAGCACAGCCUCGGUGUCCACCAGCGGGAGGCUGCUCCUGCGCCAGCGCGUGGUGCAGCUCAUGACCUGCGUGGAGGACCUGAGCUCUGACGAGGAGCUGCAGGAGGAGGUGUCUCGCACCCUGAAUGAGGCUUUCCUGCUCUGCGGGAAGCGGGGCGCCCGCGAGGAGGAGCGCUUCAGGUUGCACAUGGUCACCUGGAAUGUGGGGACUGCUGCCCCCCCCAGCGAUGUCAGCUCCCUGCUGGAGCUGGACUCUGAGAAACCUGCUGACUUGUUUGUGAUUGGGCUGCAGGAAGUCAACUCCAGGCUUCUGAAUUUUAUUAAUGACAUGACGUUUGAGGACCCCUGGAGUCGCCUCCUGAUGGACACGCUGGCCCCGCUGGGAUAUGUGAAGCUGAUAUCCAUCCGCAUGCAGGGACUCCUGUUGCUCCUCUUUGCCAAGCAAGCGCACAUCACAUUCAUCCGGGACAUCCAGGCCAGCUACACCCGCACCGGCAUCUACGGAUACUGGGGGAAUAAAGGAGGUGUGUCUGUCCGCAUGUCUUUCUAUGGUCACUUGAUCUGUUUCCUCAACUGCCACCUGAUGGCACAUAUGGAGAACGCCAGUCAGCGUGUGGACGAGAUUGAGCACAUCCUGGAAACGCAUGCAUUUGACACGGACAAUGUGCCAAACAUUCUCGACCACAAGGUGGUCUUCUGGUUUGGAGAUCUGAAUUUUCGCAUUGCUGAUCAUGGCAUGCACUUCAUGAGAGAGGCCAUCAACAACAAGCGCUUCCAUUUACUCUGGGAGAAGGACCAGCUGAACAUGGCGAAAAAGAAGGAGGCCUUCCUGAGGGAGUUCCAAGAGGGCCCUUUGCGAUUCAAGCCCACUUACAAGUAUGACCUGCACUCGGAGACUUAUGACACCAGGGAGCAGAAGACGUGGUUGGGUUUUAAUGGUAAGAAAAGGAAGCCAGCCUGGACGGACCGGAUACUGUGGCGGGUGAUGAGUAGUGACCAGGAUGCUGCUGAAGAGGCGGAGACUAAUGUGAAAGGGGAGGAGCAAGAGGAGGAAUGGAAAGGGGAGGAGCAAACACAAGUGAAGGAGUUGGUAUCUCCAGUCAAGGUGACUCUAGACUCCUACACCAGUCACAUGAGCUAUGGCAUUAGCGACCACAAACCAGUCACCGGCACUUUCAUUCUGGAGCUGAAGAAGAUGUUCCAGACCCCGCUGGUGCAGCUGUGUGCGGAGGGCGAGUGGAGCGCUGACCAAGAUGCUCUCAUCACCUACAGCAUCCUGGAGCCCUUCCCCAGCAGCACCUGGGACUGGAUCGGGCUCUACAAGGUGGGCUUCAGGAGCUACAGCGAUUACGUCACUUACGUGUGGGUGAAGGAUGAUGAAGUGCUGUACAAUGAAGAAGCUGUCCAGGUGUAUGUGGGCAUGAAUGAGAUCCCGGUGUUGGGUGGAGAAUUCUUGCUGUGCUACUACAGCAGUAACUUGCAGUGCAUCAUUGGGAUCAGUGCCCCUUUCCAGAUCCACGAGUCUAAGGUUGCCAUAGAAGAGGGACUGGCAUCGGAGAACAUCGGUGGUCUGGAAAAUGCAACCAGCUUGAAUUCCAACCAAGAUUUCUGAGAACCCUUCCCCUACUUCACUAGAGAUCUGUCCUGUUUUUGUCGGCUAAGCCACUCACCCCAAAUCUCAGUGCUCGAAUGGUGUUUUCUUCCCUCACACCGUCACAGCGCACUCUCUCCGUGUACGUAUACUACAGGACGGCACAGUCUGGAAAGGCCUGAAUAGGGUCCAGCAUGUCUGUUUCAGGGGCACAGCACUGCCACUGACUGGCUCCACAUGAGGCUUAGGAAGAGUCUUCUCUGGUGCUUCUGUGAGCUUCUGAGCUCCUCCUCCUAAUGCACCAUAAUGUUAUUUGAUGAAUGCAUUGUGAAUGAAUAUUUUGGCAAUGAGUGUGUAUAUAAAUGCUUCAGAGACAUUCAUUAUAAAUAGUACAUACACAUCAAUUCUGAAGAAGGAAUACUUGUUAAUUGAAAACUGAUUUCAGCCUCCUUCAGGUAAGAUUUUAGCUGCGAGGAGACAUUCUUACCACUCCCCACAUACAUUCACCAGUGCCGGCAGGCAUUGUCACAACCACAGAACACCAUGGCAUUCUGGGAGUGGGAGGGGGGAUGACGUGGUUGCACUGUUCAAGGGGCAGGGGUGUAACCUCAGGGUUUUUCCAGGGGUUUUUAUUCACCUGAAAAUAGCCUCCAGAUUAUUUUAGAUCCCAGAUCUCGUGCCUCACCUUUGUUUGCAUUCCCCAUGAAUUACCUUCAAAAUCUUUACUUUUGUUUUUAAAAUGUAGAAUAUAAGAGACACUGAUUUCAAAUUGCAAAAUACAAAAUUUGUGUUUCUUAAAGUUUUGUUUUCCAAUGCCCUUUUCAGUUACAGGCAUAAACUGCUGUUCCCUUCUUUUAAAAGCAAUUCAUUUCAGGGUCUUUGUUUUAAUCCUGUUGAGAAUGAAGAAUGUGAUCUACUUAAACAUAGAGAAGAAAGAAUGACUAUCGUGUUGCACAGUUGUAUUUAAUUUUAUCUUUAGAUAUAUGUCACUUUGUGCAAAAUUAUAUUAUUUUAAAUGUAUUGCUAACAUGCUGUUGAGUGGAUAUCUUUCCAUGUUCAGUCAUCCUUGCUGUAUUGUCUGCAGUGAUGGAGUAUGAGUGUAAGAGAGUUUCUUGAGGAGUCUGGAGCCACAACACCCAGGCUCUCAGGCUGCCACUCGCCGCUUAAUGCUUCCAAAUGCACAGAGGAGUCACGGCAGAGUUACAUUUUACAAUACUGAGGGCCUGUCUUUUUGUUUUAAAUGUUUUUUUUUCUAAUCACUAUUUAUAUAUAUAUAUUGCUGUAAUGUACUUAAAAUGCUUUCUAGUGUGCAAUGUUGAUCUGUAAUAUUCCUAUAUGGAAAACCAGAAGUGCUCUAUUUUCGUAGUGACAAAUGCUAAUAAAAAUGUUUUAUUAUUUUUAA